Baudoinia panamericana UAMH 10762 is the source of this 658-nucleotide messenger RNA. RefSeq lists its product as uncharacterized. NCBI's taxonomy places the organism in Eukaryota, Fungi, Ascomycota, Dothideomycetes, Mycosphaerellales, Teratosphaeriaceae. The transcript has a single exon. The coding region runs from base 150 to 515 and encodes 121 amino acids. The record is from RefSeq and is a predicted model, not a curated record.
AGAGAACGGCAAAGAAGCAAAGGAUGAGGGCUCGGCCGCCGUCUGCGAGACCCUCCAUCACCAUGAUCGGAGUUAUCUACCUGUCAUGGGCGCACGGAGAGGUGGAGUUGGCUGCUUCGCUCCCUGCUGUGGCUUAAUGGAUUGGAGUAAUGCUUGAUGUAGCUAGCCGCGAGCAGACAGCCGCAGCAUACACCUGGCUGCCAUCCCUAAUGCGAUUAAAGCGGAAAGGGUGGCUGUGGGGAGACGGUGACAUUAGGCCCGCGAGGCUUCGGAACAUCAUAACCAGCCAUCGCAGUAGCUUCUCCCGGUUCGAAAUAGUCGAACCGGCCAUCUCGCAUCGCACACGUCAGGCGAACCAUGCUGCCGUCGCUGCAACCUUCACCGCGAUCGUGGCGCGAAUGCCAAGCCUAAACUGCAAGACCGGGCCAACGACAGCAGAGUCCCACGGGAACUUCCCAAACAUUCCAAGAGUAUCUCUUAGACGUCUCAUAUGCGCCAGCAUCAUUGCUGCUUAAUCCAAGUCAGAUUGGCUGGGAGGCUUGCUGGCCAUCCGUAGUGUCGUCUUACCGGAGUAUGACGGCCAAUAGGAAGGUCUGAGCACGGAGUGAUUGGGAAACAGGACCGUCAUGACCGUGCAAAUGUACUCAUCACUUCAGUC